UAGAAGCCUUAUAUAAGUCAUUCUCCUGCCUUGGUUACAAUACAGACUAUAUAGUCUGUGGUUACAACCUAAUUUUCUUAAAGAUAAUCUAUUCAUUUUUCCAACUGACGGAUUUAACUUGUAACUAAGGUCUUCGUGUAAUAUAUUUUUAUUUACAAAUUUGGAUUUUUUAUUUAUAUGUAUUUCUUUCAUAUUAAACUAAAAGUUUUAAUGUAAUAUAAUUAUAAGUUUUACAUAAAAUAAUAUUUUGCAUUACGCUCCUCUAGUUAUCAAUAAAAUUGAAGAGUUUCUCAGAUAGUUCUAUAUUAUUUACAAUUUUCAAAAAUGCGAUUUAUCACUUUUACUUUCUUAUGUUGCGUAUGGUUGAAUGUAGCAACUCAAUCGCGUCGGUUUUUGAUUGGGCUAGGAGAACCUAAUAGUCCGGACAUAAAUAAUGCCAAACAUAUUACAGACGAAUGGUUUGAACAAAAAUUAGAUCAUUUUAAUCCUAUCGAUAAUAGGACUUGGAAACAGAGAUACCAAAUUAAUACUGAGUAUUACAAAGAAGGAGGUCCCAUAUUUCUUAUGAUUGGCGGUGAAGGUGAAAUUUCAGCUUUAUGGAUGACUAAUGGAGCUUGGAUAAAUUAUGCUAAAGAAUUUAAUGCAUUAUGUAUUCAAUUAGAACAUAGAUUUUAUGGAAAAAGUCAUCCUACUGAUGAUAUGAGCUCCGAAAAUUUAGUUUAUUUAAGUAGCGAACAAGCAUUAGCUGACAUAGCUCAAUUCAUUGUUGAUAUCAAAAUUCAGUUAAAUAUUUCGGCCUCUUCAAAAUGGAUAGCUUUUGGAGGUUCAUAUCCAGGAUCAUUAGCUGCUUGGUUAAGAAUGAAAUACCCACAUUUAGUGCAUGCAGCUGUUUCUUCAAGUGGUCCUCUUUUAGCAAAAUUAGAUUUUUAUGAGUACUUUAAAGUGGUCGAAGAUGCAUUAUUUGGAUAUAAACCAGAAUGUGUAACACAAAUUAAAAAUGCCAAUCAAAUGUUAAGUAAAUUGGUUACAAGCGAUAAAAAUACAAAUUAUAUUAAUAAGAAAUUCAAAUUAUGUGAUCCAUUGGAUAUUAGCAAGAAAAAAGAUGUUUCAAAUUUAUUUGAAACAUUGGCAGGGAAUUUUGCUGAAGUAGUUCAGUAUAACAAGGAUAAUAGAUUAAGUGUGACUACUGAAAGACGUAAACUUACAUUAGAAACUUUAUGUGAUAUCAUGAUUGAUGAAUCAAGACAUUCUCCGCUGGAUGGAUACGCAGCAGUUAACAGCAAAUUUUUAUCUGUGAACAACUUAAGUUGCACUGAUUAUACUUAUGACAAUUUUAUUCGCAACUACAGAAAUGUAUCUUGGAAUAGUGAAUCAGCGGCAGGAGGCAGACAAUGGACUUAUCAAACUUGUACAGAAUUUGGGUUUUAUCAAACAUCUAAUCAAGAAGAACAUGUUUUUGGAAAUAAAUUUCCUAUUGAUUUCUUUAUUGAUAUGUGUUCAGACAUUUAUGGAAAAAAGUACAAUGCAGAGUUAUUGUCUAAAGGAAUAAAAAGAACUAACAUGAUGUAUGGAGAAUUAAACAUAAAAGAAAACAGAGUAAUUUAUGUUCAUGGUUCUGUGGAUCCAUGGCAUGCCUUAGGUAUAACUGAGACAAAAAUUCCAAAUACGGCUGCAAUUUAUAUAAAUGGAACAGCACAUUGUGCAAAUAUGUAUCCACCAGCUUCUACUGAUCUUCCACAAUUAACUAAAGCUCGUAUUACGAUAAGAGCUUUUUUAAACGAAUGGCUAACAACUUCCGACUCAUUAGAAAUAUAUGAAUCGGAUAAUAUUCAUUUUUAUUAAGAUAUAUAAAAUAAUUUUUUGACUGAAAUGUAGAUGUUUGUAAUUUUUAAUGCAUUGCCGAGAAACUAUUAAUUUUGUUUUGGAUGUGUUUAUUUAUUUAAUAAAUCUCAAAUAAAUAAAUUUAUUUAUUUUUA
Molecule: messenger RNA, 1976 nt
Organism: Daktulosphaira vitifoliae (grape phylloxera)
Lineage: Eukaryota; Metazoa; Arthropoda; Insecta; Hemiptera; Phylloxeridae
Product: putative serine protease K12H4.7
Exons: 10
Coding region: 325-1842 (505 amino acids)
Biological process (GO): proteolysis
Molecular function (GO): serine-type exopeptidase activity; dipeptidyl-peptidase activity
Source: RefSeq, a predicted model, not a curated record